CCUAGGUUAUAACGUCAAACGAUCCUCGCAGGAUCGCCACUUCUGCCAACGCAAAGCAGAGACCACUUUGGAGCUUUUCGUCCCAGUAUAGUUUUCGUCAAGUUAGUUAAUUUCUUUUUAAAGCGUCGCGGCCAAGAACAGCGCGAAAGCAUGUAUCGAUCCAUUCUUCUUCUGGCUCUUGUUGGUGCCGCGUUCGCGGAGAACGAGAUUGUGGAGAACGAGUCGGUGGAGGAAGUCAUCUUCGCACUACCCCACGACGAGAGCACUGUUAUUAUCGUUGCUGAGAAUCUCCUCCCUGCACAUCCCUGUGACUAUCAAACCUGCGAGCCCGAUUAUGUCUGUGAACUGGACCAAUCUGCGCUGCCUGCCAUCAAGCCGCUAUGCCGUUCUCUGACAGAGGCCAUUGCCGAACCGGGUCACACCCAGCUCUGUUUGAAGACGCGGCGUACUGACAAUGUCCAGGCGGAGAACACUGGCGACGAGUAUACGUACCAAUGCCAGUGCAUGGAGCAGUGUCCGGAGCCCAGAACUGACGAAGAGAUGUGUGGAGACGAUGGUCAUACGUAUCCCAGCCACUGUCACUUGCACCGCGAGGCCUGCAGAGCCAAUCGUGCUAUCCGCAUCCUCCAUAAAGGAUCCUGCCUGCCUGCUGAGAAUGACAACUGCCCGAUUUUGGAAGUCGACGCUCAGCAAGAGGACUCUGCAGCCUAUCUGAGCUGUAAAGACCCGCGGGAAAUUUGUGACGCCAAGUGGAUGGUUGGUCCGCCAAAGCUUCUCAUCCCAGCUCAGUCCACCGAGCGCUACACUGUGCGUCGUCGUCCGACUGGCUACGGUUCCUCCAUUCUCAUCACUCAGGUGGAACCGGAGGACGAGAACCGAUUCAAGUGUGCUUGCUCCGACCGACCUGAAUGCCCAUUCCGGGUGGCCAGACUUCACGAGCCAGGACAUGUUGAGCCAGAGGCAACCUGCUUUGAUAUUGUCCACUCUACGCAUGAGCACCUCCUCUUUGAUGCUGAGAGUCCAGAAGCAGACUUCCGCCACUGUCAGAUUCACAACGUCACUGCCAAGGACAUCACAUGGAUCGACUUCAAGGCCAGCAACGUACACGCCACAAACUGUUCGUUCGAGACGAUUCGCAUUGUCAACAGCCACAUCACCAACCUGACGCUGGCUAACUUCACGCAGGUUAGACACAUUGAGGUGAUCAACUCAACGGUGAUGAACAUCACUUUCCUCAACAGCACACUGCUGAACAUGACCUUUGUCAACGUGACUCUACUCAAUCACACAUUCGUCAACGCAACUGCUUACAACUUCACGUACCUCAACACCACCAUCACUAACCAUACCUUCCUCAACUCCACCAUCUACAACUUCACCUACAUCAACUCUACCAUCUUCAACAAGACAAUUAAUUCAACCGUCUUCAAGAACCUGACCCUGAUCAACUCUACUAUGGUCAAUGUGACGAUGCUCAACUCCACCAUUACCAAUCACACUCUUGUUAAUGUCACUGCCUUCAACCUGACCAAGUGGAACGUCACCAUCAAUGGCUCCAUCUACAGCAAUGUGACAUUGAACAACACCAUGUGGAAGAACGUCACUUUCCUGAACAACAUCAUUAGGGAAAUUUUUGAGGGGUGCAUGUGCCCCCCGUGCCCAUUGCCGAGCACGCGCCUGAUCUCACUGUUCAACAAUCUGACCAACUUCACCCUAUACAACGCUACAUUCUACAAUGUCAGCAUGCAGUCCAUUAACGCCACCAACUUCACCUUCAUCAACAGCACAUUCUACAACGUCAGCAUCAUCAACGCGAGCCUUGUGAACUACACCAUGUACAACGUGUCAGCUCAUAACUACAGCAUGGUCAAUGUGUCCGCUUUCAACCUGACCAAGUGGAACGUCACCAUCAAUGGCUCCAUCUACAGCAAUGUGACAUUGAACAACACCAUGUGGAGGAACGUCACCUUCUUGAACAACAUCAGCAUCCCCCUGUUCAACAACCUGACCAACUUCACCCUGUACAAUGCCACGUUCUACAAUGUCAGCCUGCAGUCGAUCAAUGCCACCAACUUCACCUUCAUCAACAGCACAUUCUACAAUGUCAGCAUGAUAAACGCAAGCCUGGUAAACUACACAAUGUACAAUGUGUCUGCUCACAACUACAGCAUGGUCAAUGUAUCUGCUUUCAACCUGACCAAGUGGAACGUCACCAUCAAUGGCUCCAUCUACAGCAAUGUGACAUUGAACAACACCAUGUGGAAGAACGUCACUUUCCUGAACAACAUCAUUAGGGAAAUUUUUGAGGGGUGCAUGUGCCCCCCGUGCCCAUUGCCGAGCACGCGCCUGAUCUCACUGUUCAACAAUCUGACCAACUUCACCCUAUACAACGCUACAUUCUACAAUGUCAGCAUGCAGUCCAUUAACGCCACCAACUUCACCUUCAUCAACAGCACAUUCUACAACGUCAGCAUCAUCAACGCGAGCCUUGUGAACUACACCAUGUACAACGUGUCAGCUCAUAACUACAGCAUGGUCAAUGUGUCGGCUUUCAACCUGACCAAGUGGAACGUCACCAUCAAUGGCUCCAUCUACAGCAAUGUGACAUUGAACAACACCAUGUGGAGGAACGUCACCUUCUUGAACAACAUCAGCAUCCCACUGUUCAACAACCUGACCAACUUCACCCUGUACAAUGCCACGUUCUACAAUGUCAGCCUGCAGUCGAUCAAUGCCACCAACUUCACCUUCAUCAACAGCACAUUCUACAAUGUCAGCAUGAUCAACGCAAGCCUGGUAAACUACACAAUGUACAAUGUGUCUGCUCACAACUACAGCAUGGUCAAUGUAUCUGCUUUCAACCUGACCAAGUGGAACGUCACCAUCAAUGGCUCCAUCUACAGCAAUGUGACAUUGAACAACACCAUGUGGAAGAACGUCACUUUCCUGAACAACAUCAUUAGGGAAAUUUUUGAGGGGUGCAUGUGCCCCCCGUGCCCAUUGCCGAGCACGCGCCUGAUCUCACUGUUCAACAAUCUGACCAACUUCACCCUAUACAACGCUACAUUCUACAAUGUCAGCAUGCAGUCCAUUAACGCCACCAACUUCACCUUCAUCAACAGCACAUUCUACAACGUCAGCAUCAUCAACGCGAGCCUUGUGAACUACACCAUGUACAACGUGUCAGCUCAUAACUACAGCAUGGUCAAUGUGUCCGCUUUCAACCUGACCAAGUGGAACGUCACCAUCAAUGGCUCCAUCUACAGCAAUGUGACAUUGAACAACACCAUGUGGAGGAACGUCACCUUCUUGAACAACAUCAGCAUCCCCCUGUUCAACAACCUGACCAACUUCACCCUGUACAAUGCCACGUUCUACAAUGUCAGCCUGCAGUCGAUCAAUGCCACCAACUUCACCUACAUCAACUCUACCAUCUUCAACAAGACAAUUAAUUCAACCGUCUUCAAGAACCUGACCCUGAUUAACUCUACUAUGGUCAAUGUGACGAUGCUCAACUCCACCAUUACCAAUCACACUCUUGUUAAUGUCACUGCCUUCAACCUGACCAAGUGGAACGUCACCAUCAAUGGCUCCAUCUACAGCAAUGUGACAUUGAACAACAUCAUGUGGAAGAACGUCACUUUCCUGAACAACAUCAUUAGGGAAAUUUUUGAGGGGUGCAUGUGCCCCCCGUGCCCAUUGCCGAGCACGCGCCUGAUCUCACUGUUCAACAAUCUGACCAACUUCACCCUAUACAACGCUACAUUCUACAAUGUCAGCAUGCAGUCCAUUAACGCCACCAACUUCACCUUCAUCAACAGCACAUUCUACAACGUCAGCAUCAUCAACGCGAGCCUUGUGAACUACACCAUGUACAACGUGUCAGCUCAUAACUACAGCAUGGUCAAUGUGUCGGCUUUCAACCUGACCAAGUGGAACGUCACCAUCAAUGGCUCCAUCUACAGCAAUGUGACAUUGAACAACACCAUGUGGAGGAACGUCACCUUCUUGAACAACAUCAGCAUCCCACUGUUCAACAAUCUGACCAACUUCACUCUGUACAAUGCCACGUUCUACAAUGUCAGCCUGCAGUCGAUCAAUGCCACCAACUUCACUUUCAUCAACAGCACAUUCUACAAUGUCAGCAUGAUCAACGCAAGCCUGGUAAACUACACAAUGUACAAUGUGUCUGCUCACAACUACAGCAUGGUCAAUGUAUCUGCUUUCAACCUGACCAAGUGGAACGUCACCAUCAAUGGCUCCAUCUACAGCAAUGUGACAUUGAACAACACCAUGUGGAAGAACGUCACUUUCCUGAACAACAUCAGCGGGGAAAUUUUUGGGGGGUGCACGUGCCCCCCGUGCCCAUCGCUGAGCACGCGCCUGAUCCCACUGUUCAACAAUCUGACCAACUUCACCCUGUACAACGCUACAUUCUACAAUGUCAGCCUGCAGUCCAUUAAUGCCACCAACUUCACCUUCAUCAACAGCACAUUCUACAACGUCAGCAUGAUCAACGCGAGCCUUGUGAACUACACCAUGUACAACGUGUCAGCUCAUAACUACAGCAUGGUCAAUGUGUCCGCUUUCAACCUGACCAAGUGGAACGUCACCAUCAAUGGCUCCAUCUACAGCAAUGUGACAUUGAACAGCACCAUGUGGAGGAACGUCACCUUCUUGAACAACAUCAGCAUCCCACUGUUCAACAACCUGACCAACUUCACCCUGUACAAUGCCACGUUCUACAAUGUCAGCCUGCAGUCGAUCAAUGCCACCAACUUCACCUUCAUCAACAGCACAUUCUACAAUGUCAGCAUGAUAAACGCAAGCCUGGUAAACUACACAAUGUACAAUGUGUAUGCUCACAACUACAGCAUGGUCAAUGUAUCUGCUUUCAACCUGACCAAGUGGAACGUCACCAUCAAUGGCUCCAUCUACAGCAAUGUGACAUUGAACAACACCAUGUGGAAGAACGUCACUUUCCUGAACAACAUCAUUAGGGAAAUUUUUGAGGGGUGCAUGUGCCCCCCGUGCCCAUUGCCGAGCACGCGCCUGAUCUCACUGUUCAAUAAUCUGACCAACUUCACCCUAUACAACGCUACAUUCUACAAUGUCAGCAUGCAGUCCAUUAACGCCACCAACUUCACCUUCAUCAACAGCACAUUCUACAACGUCAGCAUCAUCAACGCGAGCCUUGUGAACUACACCAUGUACAACGUGUCAGCUCAUAACUACAGCAUGGUCAAUGUGUCCGCUUUCAACCUGACCAAGUGGAACGUCACCAUCAAUGGCUCCAUCUACAGCAAUGUGACAUUGAACAACACCAUGUGGAGGAACGUCACCUUCUUGAACAACAUCAGCAUCCCACUGUUCAACAACCUGACCAACUUCACCCUGUACAAUGCCACGUUCUACAAUGUCAGCCUGCAGUCGAUCAAUGCCACCAACUUCACCUUCAUCAACAGCACAUUCUACAAUGUCAGCAUGAUAAACGCAAGCCUGGUAAACUACACAAUGUACAAUGUGUCUGCUCACAACUACAGCAUGGUCAAUGUAUCUGCUUUCAACCUGACCAAGUGGAACGUCACCAUCAAUGGCUCCAUCUACAGCAAUGUGACAUUGAACAACACCAUGUGGAAGAACGUCACUUUCCUGAACAACAUCAGCGGGGAAACUUUUGGGGGUUGCACGUGCCCCCCGUGCCAAUCGCCGAGCACGCGCCUGAUCCCACUGUUCAACAAUCUGACCAACUUCACUCUGUACAACGCUACAUUCUACAAUGUCAGCCUGCAGUCGAUGAACGCCACCAACUUCACCUUCAUCAACAGCACAUUCUACAAUGUCAGCAUGAUCAACAGCAGCCUCGUUAACUACACCAUGUACAAUGUGUCUGCUUACAACUACACGUUGUGGAACAUGUCCGCGGUCAACUACACGAUGAAGAACGUCUCGUUCGUGAACUCAUCUUUCGUGAACAUCACUGCUCUGAACUUCACCCUGUCCAACUGCUCUGCCUCAAACUGGACUCUGGCUAACUUCACUGCCUCUCGCUUCAUCCUGCACAACAUCUCUGCCGUUAACGUCAGCAUGUACAAUGUCAGCAUGGUGGCUUCUCGCUACGUGAAUGUUACCUUCAUGCGCUCCAACUUCACAGAGAAGUUCAUCCUGAACUCCAGCUUCGUGAAUGUUACCCUGGCAGAAGCCAAGAUGGAGAAUGUCACAAUGGUGAACUUCACCAGCGCCAACUUCACUACAUUGAACAGCACUGCAUUGAACUACACCUUCAUCAACACCACCAGCUUCAACAUGUCUAUUGACCAAUGCCAGUACACCAACUUCAGCCUCAUCAACUCGACCUUCCUGGCUCCUCGAUGGGUGAAUGUGACUUUCAACGCCACAAUCUUCAACAACGUCACCUUGAACAAUGCCACUCGCCCGGUCAUCGCUAAUGAGACUGGUCUCUUCUACGUGCAGGAUUGUGCCAACAGCAGCUUCUACAUGGCUCCCUACAUUGACUCCGUGCUCUUCUUCAACUCCACCAUCAACAGCACCAGUCUCUACCAUGCUAAGCUGGUGAACAUCACGCUGGAGCUGACGCUCUUCAACAACUCGCUGAUCUACAACAGCACCAUCUUCAACAUUGGCGCCUUAAUGAACCAGUUCUUGAGCUGCUCGAUCCUCAACACGACUGUCACCGACGGAUUCCUGAGCACGAAUAUCUUCAACACCAUCCGCCGCUAUAUGCUGAUCACGGAGGCUGUGUUCCUGGAGGGCUUCAACACCAUCUCAAAUAUCUUCGAGCUGGAGGUGCUUCCCGUGGAGCUGAUUGAGGAGCCAGUAAUGGCACUCCUAGAGCUUCCCUGCUAUCCAGUCGACAACGUUCUGGAAGAAGUGGAGAUAACUGAGGAGCCAUUGCCUUUCAGCAAUACUCCGUUUGAUCCGGAAAUGCCACCGCAAGAAAUUAUCUAUAAGGUCGACGACACGAACAUUCUUUUAAAUUUUUAAUUCGCUAACUCUCCUCCCCGAUCUAUAAACAAGUGUUCACACUCAUUUCCACCAUAAGCCCGUUCUACAGCAGAGUAAUCUCUUAUACUAGCUUUGCCUGUCCCUAGAUCACUCCUAUCUUCUAUUUUAUUCGCCAAACAAUCCAGAGGGCGGUUUUGAUACUGCAAACAACAACCAUGUGUGCUUCUUCCUGAGAUAUCUGUUAUUUCUUGGCUGAUGCCUUUCGGCCGUGUUUAUCAGCACACGCAUGCUGCCGUCGCCAUAACCUUCGUUUUGUGAAUCCUUAGGUAUUACAAUAGACAUCUUAUCAACAAUUA
Molecule: messenger RNA, 7322 nt
Organism: Sycon ciliatum
Lineage: Eukaryota; Metazoa; Porifera; Calcarea; Leucosolenida; Sycettidae
Exons: 9
Coding region: 151-7005 (2284 amino acids)
Molecular function (GO): protein binding
Source: RefSeq, a predicted model, not a curated record